Messenger RNA from Lachancea meyersii CBS 8951, 1071 nucleotides. NCBI's taxonomy places the organism in Eukaryota, Fungi, Ascomycota, Saccharomycetes, Saccharomycetales, Saccharomycetaceae. The record is from the annotation of a GenBank genome assembly.
AUGGAUUUGGUGUUAGAGUUUUUUGACUCUUUUGGUCUGGACUACGUCUAUUCCAGGACUCUGCCCGCGUCGCUGGCGUCGCACAUCCCCUCCCAAUGGCAACAAGCGUUGUCGCUGAGCCAGGGAAACCUCAGCAGUGUGGCUGCUGCGCCAGUGUCGGGCGACAUAUACGGAUACGCUCCAUAUCUGUUCAAAAUGAGUGAGUACACCGGAGCUUCGCUUUUGCCACGUUACAACGUGUUCCGUCAGGCCCUGUCGCUGCUGGCGAUCACUACGGUGUUCGGAUGGCUGCUGUAUCUGGCUGUGGCCUCGUUCUCGUACAUUUUCAUCUUCGACAAGGCGAUUUUCAACCACCCACGUUACUUGAAAAACCAGAUGUCUCUCGAGAUCAAGCAGGCUAUGACCUCAAUCCCAGGGAUGGUGGCGCUCACAGUGCCAUGGUUUUUGCUUGAGCUCCAGGGCAUGUCCAAAUUGUACAUGAAGGUUGACACCGAAAACCACGGCAUUCGCCAGCUGCUUCUCGAGUACGUUUACUUUUUGAUGUUCACCGACUGCGGCAUCUACUUGCUCCACAGAUGGCUGCACUGGCCCCGUGUUUACAAGGCGCUGCACAAGCCUCACCACAAAUGGCUGGUCACAACUCCAUACGCUUCCCACGCUUUCCACCCUGUCGAUGGCUACUUUCAGUCGCUGCCUUACCACAUCUACCCCAUGAUUUUCCCUCUCAACAAAGUCUCGUACUUGAUUCUAUUCACAUUUGUCAACUUCUGGACCGUGAUGAUCCACGACGGUGAGUACCUGGCUAACGACCCAGUCGUCAACGGUGCAGCCUGCCACACCGUCCACCACUUGUACUUCAACUACAACUACGGUCAGUUCACCACUCUGUGGGACAGACUAGGAGGCACUUACCGUGAGCCUGACAGAGAAUUGUUCAACAAGUCAUUGAAACAAAGCUCCAAGACUUGGGAAGAGCAGGUCAAGAAGAUGGAAGUGAUCAAGCAGAAAGUCGAAGGUGACAAAGACGACAGAGUGUACGGAACCGAAGAGCGUUUGAAGAAGAACGCCUAA